GAUGACUUCAUUCUCUCGAAACGUCGACGCUAAGCUGUUGUGAAAGCUUUUCCAUUGGCCGCCAGCCCUGACCAAAAUCAUUUACUACGACGAAAAACCCGACAUCUCCGUGCACCCAGUAUAACGGUAAGAGCAAUGUCAGAUCGAGGCCCUGUGUAUUUGCACGGUACCACACGAGCGAUGUCAUCACUGACGUAGACCACAUGCGGCUAUGUUAGCGCUCUCGGUAUAUGAAAUGGAAGGCCCCUCUAAAAUGCGAAUCAGAUUCGCAAAUACAAACCAAGCUUUCGUGUGCAGGAAAUAUCUCUUGAAAAACACUUAGCAAAGAUGGCAUCCAACCUCAUUGCGCGGGCGAACCACGCUCUGGACCUCAAUGGCAACACAGUCAACGGCGCUACAGCCGACAUUGCCAUCACGACUCAUGGCUCCGAUCUCUACUUCGCCAUCUGCGCAGCCAUGGGCGUCGCUGGUUUCUCCUUCAUGGGCCUCGCCAUGCGCAAGCAUCGCCGCGAUCGCUUGUUUCACUACAUCACUGCGGCCGUCGUCUUUGUAGCUUGCAUUGCUUAUUUCACCAUGGGAUCCAAUCUCGGAUUCACACCUAUUCAGGUCGAAUACCGACGCAGUAACCCUGUUGUUCGUGGCCAAUACCGCGAGAUCUUUUACGUCCGCUACAUCGACUGGUUCAUUACAACUCCUCUCUUGCUCUUGGACCUGUUGCUCACUGCUGGCAUGCCGUGGCCGACAAUUCUCUGGACUCUGCUCAUUGAUGAAAUAAUGAUCAUCACUGGUCUUGUCGGAGCUCUCGUUGUCAGCAGGUACAAGUGGGCGUACUUCACUUUCGGCUGUGUUGCACUAGUCUACAUCGCCUACGUCCUCACCUGGGAAGCUCGCAAGAACUCUGCUCGCUACGGCCCUGAGGUCAGGAAGGCCUUCCUGUACUGCGGAUCCCUGACCACCUUCCUUUGGAUCUUGUACCCAAUCGCGUGGGGUCUCUGCGAAGGCGGGAAUGUUAUCUCCCCUGACUCCGAGGCCAUCUUCUACGGCAUUCUCGAUUUCCUCGCUAAGCCUUGCUUCGGUGCGCUUCUGAUUUGGGGUCACCGCAACAUCGACCCUGCGUCGAUCGGUAUGGCCAUCCGCGAUUACGAGGAUGACACCAUGGUGCAUGGCGAGAAGCGUGGGCCCACCAACUCCAACAUUCAGGCUCCUCUAGAUGGACCUGCCAACACUACCGCUACCAACGGGCUUCAGGUCUAAGCAUAUGUUUUGAUCAGUUGAAGACUGUGUAUAUACCCAUGUGUUAUGGCCAAAUUGAAUCGAAAUGGAGUAAGUCAUUUGCGGCUGUAAUGAGUAACAGAAGGAGGAAGUAAUGGUUGAAACUGGAUUUUUACCUUAACACGAUAUCUAAUACCACGACUGUACAUCCAU
Molecule: messenger RNA, 1425 nt
Organism: Didymella exigua CBS 183.55
Lineage: Eukaryota; Fungi; Ascomycota; Dothideomycetes; Pleosporales; Didymellaceae
Product: family A G protein-coupled receptor-like protein
Exons: 3
Coding region: 328-1254 (308 amino acids)
Biological process (GO): monoatomic ion transport
Cellular component (GO): plasma membrane; endoplasmic reticulum
Molecular function (GO): monoatomic ion channel activity
Source: RefSeq, a predicted model, not a curated record